Amaranthus tricolor (Joseph's coat) is the source of this 2825-nucleotide messenger RNA. RefSeq names its product protein ALP1-like. The transcript has 5 exons. The record is from RefSeq and is a predicted model, not a curated record. NCBI's taxonomy places the organism in Eukaryota, Viridiplantae, Streptophyta, Magnoliopsida, Caryophyllales, Amaranthaceae. Bases 1883 to 2677 code for a protein of 264 amino acids.
AUCGUACGACCAACAAUUCCUCUCUCUUCCUACCUACCGAACUCGCUUAAAGCAAAACAUCAUCAUCAAUGGCGUCCUCAAUUUUACUCUCACUCCCAUUUCUCUCUCCUCCAUUCCAAAAGCCUAAACCCCCAAAUUUCAAACCCUCACUUUCCCUCUCCCAAAAAUCAAUUUCCCGGCAAUUUAUCCACUCAAUUUCACUCACUACCUCAAUCAAAUGCACUCCAAAAAUUCCGCUGCUCCAACAAUGGAAAUUACUCGCCGGAACUUCCUUCGGAGACUCCGAUGACGAAGAAACCGACGCUUUUCUUGUCGGUGAAGAUUCCGCGGUUUUCGAAUUAAGUAGUCAGAAACUAAUUUCUUGGGUUUACUUCGCUGUGAUUUUAGGAGUUGUGUUAUUCGCGCUUAAUUUUCUCUGGAUUGAUAAUGCGACUGGAUUUGGCAAGUAUUUUAUUGAUGCCGUUGAGAGUGUUUUUCAAAGCCCUGAGAUGGUUGGACAGGCGAUCUGGUGUUUAGCUCACACAAUUUGGAUUGGAAACUCUGUAGCAGUCGCUGCCUCCAUCGGCUUGAUCGGACAUCACUUAUUUGGUGUUUGGAACGGGGAUAGACAGUUGGCUUUACGAUAUGGGGAUGCUUUGAGACUGUGAAGAAACGCACUAGUAUCGUUCCAUUUGCUGCGAUAAUUGAUGGACGGCAAAAGUUACCAAGAGAUUAUUACAAAGAAUUUAUUCGCCUUCCUUAUUUGGCGGUGACAGUAGUCACCGUUGGCGCUUACUUUGCUCACCCACUAAUGCAGUCAGCCAGCUUCCAGACUCCACUGGUAGGGAUAAGCUGGUUGUUCUUCCGAUGAGGUGCUGACAAGUUUUGUGAUGUAUUUAACCACCAGUUCAACAACAGUGAUAUUUAAGUGUGCGAUUAUAGCCGAGCAUUGCCGCUGGAUACUUCUGUCAUUUUUGCAAUACUUGAUACCAUCUUUCUUGGGCUCUGUUAUAUGGACUCUUCAUUUUGCAAUGUUUGGUUAGUCAUUUUUACAUUGGGAUGUCAUACCCUCUGGAUUCUCAUCCAAUUCCAAUCCUCUAGAAUCCCAUACCCUCCUACCCCAAAUUUCAAACUCCAUUCUAGGAUAUUCAAACCCUAAUUCACUCUUUGAUUUAUUUCUUUUCAAAAAUAAAUGCUAAAAAUUUGAAUCACGCAAUUUUGUUCUUCCGUAUUCUUUGGUUCCCCCGUAUUCUGUUCUUCCUCUGUUUAACCUCCGUUUCAGCCUCUCCGCCAGCAGCCCAGUCUCCUCCAUUCCAUCCUCUCCUCCAGCCUCCAGACGGUAGUAACCAACACUGCCGCAGACCGGCAAACGCACCGCCCAUAACCACCAAAGUAUAUACCUUUUUUUUUCUUUCUUUCCCUAGAAAUUUCCUCGGCCUCCUCUCUUCCUCCAAGCUAAAUUUUCAGAAAUGAUUCCAUCUCAAUUAGCCAUAGUAAGAAGAAGGAAGAAGAGACAAAUUGAAUUACUACUACUUUUCAUGGUUGUUAACAAUGUCGUCACAAUCAUGUACUUGGUGAUGUGUAUGAUGGGUGUAAUUGUUUAUGAAAUUGAACGACCACGUUAUAGCAAAAGUGAGAAGAAACACCUUAGACAAAAGCACUUGGAUGCACUAAUCAAGGAUAGUGAUAUAGUCUGCAAAAGUGAACUUCGUGUGAAUAGAAGAACCUUUUAUGUCCUUUGUGAGAUGGUCAGAGAUGUCAGUGGUUUAAAUGGCACUCGAAAUAUGUCUUUGGAGGAAAUUGUAGCUAUGUUCUUGUACACAUUGGCACAUCAUUUGAAAAAUAGGACAAUUAGAAGUCAUUUCUUUCGAAGUGGAGAAUGUGUUAGUAGAAACUUCCACCGAUGUCUUCUUGCCGUCUUAAAACUACAUACUCACUUGCUAAAAAGCCGACACCUAUAACAGAAGAUUGUGAAGUGGAUAGAUGGAAAUGUUUUAAGAAUUGUUUAGGAGCCUUAGAUGACACUCAUAUUAGUGUUCAUGUGCCAAGUGAGGAUAGAGCAAGAUAUCGGACAAGGAAAGGUUCUAUUGCUAUGAAUGUGUUAGGUGUAUGUAACCCUAAUUUGGAGUUCAUAUAUGUUCAACCUGGUUGGGAAGGAUCCGCUCAUGAUGGUCGUGUCCUUCGAGAUGCUAUUACUAGGCCUAAUGGUUUAAAAGUGCCACAAGGUUCCUACUAUUUGGUAGAUGCAGGAUACACGAAUUGUGAAGGGUUUUUAGCACCAUAUAGAGGUCAUCGAUAUCACCUUAAAGAGUGGGGGGACCGACAACCAAUUAGUGCGGAAGAGUACUUCAACAUGAAACAUUCUAAGGCAAGGAAUGUUAUUGAGAGAUGUUUUGGACUAUUAAAAGGAAGGUGGGGUAUUCUUAGGACCCCAUCCUUCUUUCCAAUACGUACUCAUGGGCGUAUAGUUCAAGCAUGUGUACUAUUACACAAUCUUAUUCGAAAACAUAUGCCAACAGAUUACACAAUGUAUUGGGAUUCCGAUAGUGAAGAAGGUGAAAGUGAUGAUGAGGGCCUAGAUGAUAAAGUUGAGUUGAUUACUCAAAUAGCUACUACGGAUGCUUGGACUACUUAUCGGAAUAACUUAGCACAAAAUAUGUUUAAUAAUUGGAGACUUAGGCAUAGUAGCCAAACAUAAAUGUUUGUUUAGUUUAUUUAGACUUAUGUUUGGGUGUUCCUUUUUAUGAUGGAAUCGAAUUUUAUGGUGUUGAGAUAUUUUUUAUGGUGUGAUUGGAUUAUUUAUUUUAUCUUGCAAAUAAUAAAAUAGCCUUAUUUGGUAAUCUUUU